GGCGUCGCUCCCGACGCGGAGACCCUCGCGGAGUGCAUGGACCCGCUGGGCGGCAUGGGCUCGGCGGGCUCCGACGCCGCCGCGGCCAGCGCCGCGGGCGCUGGCGACCUUGCUGAAAACCGAUAUUCCAAAGAUCUAGGCGCGGCCAUCACGAACGCGCCCGUGCCGGAUAGCCGGCCGGACUUGCGGCGCGAGAUCGACGCGGAUGGCUCGACCAAUCGCAUUUUGGAACGUUGGGGGCCCGCGGAUUUUCAGCGAAUUCUUCGGCGGCGCGGCGAAUUCACAUGUGCCCGCGAGGUGGAUGGCGAGCCCGACAACGCGCUCAGCGUCAUCGCCAAGGUCCGCGCCGAGGCGGCCGAGCUGAUCGCGCAGUGGCCGACGCUGCCUGACGAAAGUGAGAAGGACGCCCUCAACGUCGUCGCUCUCUGUGCGAUGGAGGACCGUCUGUGGAGCCCUCAAAACGACGUCGCGGCAAUGCUCAUCGCGGGAGUUGCAUCCGGUCCGCUCCUCGUUGCCCGCGACGACGGCGUCUUUAUGUACAGGCAGGGCGCCCUGCAGUUGAUCGAGGAGUUCAGCGCGACCGACGUGCGCCGGCUCGAGCUGGCAUUGUUGGAGGCGACCGCCAUGUUCAAGGUGAUCAUGGGUGAUAUCGCGAACAAGGGCGCGACGGCCGCGUUCGAUGCGAUGUUGCCUCUAGCUAGAGAGACGUCAACCCUGGUGCCCAUUAUUUGGAUUGAUACACAGGAGUUCCGCGGCGCGAAGCUGGCGGAAUUCUCUGCGUGGGCCAUGGGCGCCUUCAAACACAUGUCGGCGGUUGCAACCCGUUUCGUUGGGAGGAGUUCCUCUGGCUCGCUGGUGGAAAUGGUCGGCGCAUGGAAGCAGGAGGAGCGUCCGGAGCAGCCCAGCACCGUGGUCGUCUUCGAAGAUGCUUGUGUCAAGAUUGACCCGGGGAAGCCAGAGAACAGCGCCGAGCGCAUGAAGAAUGUCCCGAAGUCGAUCGAGCACGUGCGGUGCUUCCAGGAGCCCGACGAGUUCCGCGACGUGAUGAAGUCGUUCAUCAGCGGAGAUGGUUUGAUGUGCCGGCCUCUGUUCUGUGCGACCGCUGCUUAUGACCGCUGGAACCGCGCGGCGCGCUUCUGGGGGUGCAACUGGGGGUUCCCCAGCAUAUCAGGCAGCCCAGAUGAUGCCAGGAAUCUAUGCGCCUUCGAGCGCCGCGUCGGGGUUGCGGAGCUCCGGGCGACAUUCACCAGUGACCCAGCGAAGGUCGACGCUAAAAACCGCAUCUUCAAGGAGGGCACCGAGCUGGACGAUUUCUUGAAAAGCCCAUCCUCAAUGGCCAGGCGCAUCGUGGCCGCCGUGGCCAACGGCGGCCUCCAGGUGCCAGAGUCGUUCCAAGCGGCGGAGGAGGACGCUGCCGCGACGGAGAGCGCCGAGCAGAUUCGGCGCGACGUUCACGUUAACCAGGCGGCCAACGGUCUCAUCAGGACCUACGAUGCGACGAAGAGCAAGUGCAUUCCUGGGAAGUACAGGGAGGGGAAGAAUGGGGAGAAGGACCGCCUUCAGGUCUUUUCCGAUGCAAUGUCUACGUGGCCGCGCCUCUUCACUCUCCGCGGAUGUCGCGGCGGCGGCUUCGAAGGGCUGGACAUCGACCCCAAGAGGAUGGGGGAGGCGAUCGAGCAGGCGGGCGGCGCCGCGGUCUUCGGCGGAGGGCCAGGGCUCGCUUCCUGGCGCAGCACGCGGGAAUGCGCGGAUUUUCUUCGGGGUCGCCCCUUGGGCGGCGACGCCGAAGACGCGCCGGAGAUCGCCGUCCGCAACCAGUGCGGGUCUCUCAUGGGGGCGCGCAUCUACCAGAGGUUGUCUGAGAAGGUGGAUUCGGGCGAGAUUGCCGACGCGGACUACGCGAGGAUUCCGAUGCUGCGGAGCGUCCGCUGCGGCGGCGACAUGGCGCAGAUCGAGGUGCCGUACUGCCGCAAGUGCGACGUCCUUGGUCGUCGCCUGGCCCGGCGCCCUUCCCUGCAGUGGAUGGUCCGCGACGACGGGACAGUCGCGCUGUCGCUGGAGCCGUCGAAUUCCUUCCAGGGCGGGAAGGAUUCGUGGGAGACCAGGGUUUUCGCCGAGGCUGACAUCAAUAGCUGCUUCGUUGCCUUCUUAGUCAAGAAGAUUGAGCAUUUGUGCCAGAUGAAGGAGGACAUGCCUGCCCUCGCGGCGUUUGCCGCCAACUACAAGGCACGGCGCUCGGCCCUCGCCGCCUACAUGUCAGCGUCCGCGAAGGUGGCGAAGAAGGCCCUGGUCAGGAUCGCGCGCCUGGGCAAGCCAGGUUGCGACCUCCCAUUCCCAUGGAAUCUUUCGGUGGACAUGCGCAAGGCGGUGGACUUGCUUCUGGCCCAGGACAAGUUCAAAUGCCUGGAGGGCCGCUUUGAGAAUCGCCGCUGUCCUCCCGCAUCGAAGCUCCACUACGCCCUGAGCUCCAUCGAGGACGUGGUUUUGGCAGACCUGGAGUCCGAGGCGGCUUCCAUCCACGGGGCGUCUGUGAACGCGUGCAUGUUUGACGGCGCCGGGUUCUUGACGCCCGAGGGCGCCGUGGCCGAUCUCCGCGCGGCAGCGAUUGCCGUCGCAGAGAAGUGGGGGCUGCGCAUGACCGCGGAGGUGAUCGGCGAUGGCCACGCAUGGAUAUUGCACGACUUUG
Molecule: messenger RNA, 2686 nt
Organism: Prorocentrum cordatum
Lineage: Eukaryota; Dinophyceae; Prorocentrales; Prorocentraceae
Source: the annotation of a GenBank genome assembly